ACGAAACCACGACCCGGCACAUCGCUCGAAGUCUCGCCUCUGAUGUUUGACAGACAUCUUUGAGCGAGCUUCUCUGCCGUCGAAUUCGCUGUGGCAUUGGCAAACUUGCCGUGAAUCGAACCCACUGGUAGCAAGUCGGACACGAGCAACUGUUCCAGACUCCCAUGCUGUGGUCAGUUACAGUAUUAUAUUGCUGUGACUCUGAUUCUUCACGCUGCCGCCUCUAGCCCAGCUCACGCCGAACCUACGCUGGCAUUACGUCGUUGACGGACGCUAGCCCUCGCCUUUGUGUGGUAUCAUGGAAGCUUCGUCACCGUUGGCUGCUAUGCAGCCUACCAUGGCCAUGCCCUCAUGGGGUGCCGGUCCGGACAUGUUUCGGUCACACCCUCGCAAUCCCUUUGCUAAUGGAGGGGGUGUUGCUCGUCGAGCCUUGCGAGAACGAUUACAGAAGACGGAUUACUUCAACGUCAAAGAGAUCCCCGGCUCUUCGCCAGCAGCCAGUCUGGCCGCGGAUCUUUCUCAGAACUUUCGCAUUGAUACUGAGGUUAGCCCUCAGUUUCCUACUCCACGACGCGCACUCUUCACUGCCAACAUGAUGGGAGGCGUUGAAACACGAGGCUUCUGUACAACACCGCCGCUGCCAUCAUCGUCUCCUGCUCCUACUAUGGACACGAUGGAUUCCAUGGAGACCAUGGAGAUGUCUCCUCUACCUCACAAGCCGCCAUUCACAACCCAAAUCGAAAUAACCUCGCCCACGCCUUUAGCGACUCCAUCCCACGACGACGACAGCAUGAUGCUGGACUCGCCGCCCCCACUCCCCCGCCAGUCCUCCGUGGAACCGUCCAAGGUGUCACUCACUGACCGCAAGAUCGCUGCUCUCAGAAGACCUUCCCUCACUCGAGCAGGCAAAGUCCACAGCACUAAUUCUGUCCCCAAUCGAGCCGUUGCAGAGAAUCCGCUGCCAUCGUUUCGCUUCGGCGCUGGCAUGUCCCAAUCUUCGACCAACCUGUCAUUAAGCGAAUGCUUUGACUCAGCAUCGCCACCCCAAGAGCGCCGCCCAGUGUCGGCCAACAGCCUCUGCGCUCCCUUGGCUCUCAUGCGCUCCCGACCCCAGUUGAACACUGGUUCUCCUCGUCUUGGCUCGCCCGCGGCUAUUUGCCAUGGCCGCCGUAGCAGUUCCAACCCUUACUUGCGUAGCAGGAAGCAGGUUCGACGUUCUUUGAGCAUGUUCGAGAACCCAGGCGAUGUCACAAAGCCUAACCUUGAAAGAGACGAACCGGGACCCUCUGGUUUACAAGCUGUCAUGGAUACCGACGAUGUCCCUGAGCCUGUGCUACCUCAUUUCCUCUCUGACGACCCCGCGGAUACUAUUCCUCGCAUUACCAAGGAGACUCUUCUGGAGGUGCUUGAUGGCAAGUAUGCGGAUAACUUUGAUCAGAAGAUGGUCAUUGACUGUCGCUUUGAGUACGAGUACGAAGGCGGUCACAUAGAUGGCGCAGUCAACUACAAUGACAAGGAGCUUCUCGCCUCGCAACUUCUGCGCACUCCCAUGGCUGGUCGAACUCUCCUUGUCUUCCACUGCGAGUACUCUGCCCACCGGGCGCCCAUGAUGGCUCGCCAUGUUCGUUCUGAGGAUCGUACCAUGAAUGCCGAGUUCUACCCUCGACUCAACUAUCCAGACGUCUAUCUCCUGGAUGGUGGCUACAGUGCCUUUUUCGCCGAGCACCGUGGCCGGUGCUUCCCUCCCGAAUACGUCGAAAUGUCGGAUGAGAAGCAUCAACGUACCUGCGAGCGCGAAAUGGGUAGGCUUAAGCAACGAAAGGGAUUUGGUCGUGCGCAAACGUUUGCCUUUGGGCAGCGCGAAACAUGCGAGAUGGACUCUCCUACAGGGCCUGCGAGACCCAGCUCACGACAUGCCCCGAUGUCAUUCGGCGAAGAUUCGCCUAUCUUUGGGGAGCGAACCCACGCCCGGCGGAUGGCGUCAUACUAAUGUUCAUAUGAACUAACCGCUGGGACAUCGACGCCGUUGACGACGACUCACGACAAACGAGCUCUUGGACACGAGCCAACUGCUGGUCCCUCCUCCCCCUCUCGUACACACUCUCGUGGUCCUGGAUGACAUAC
Emericellopsis atlantica is the source of this 2124-nucleotide messenger RNA. Its product is annotated as rhodanese-like domain-containing protein. Gene Ontology annotation, molecular function: protein tyrosine phosphatase activity. Gene Ontology annotation, cellular component: cytoplasm; nucleus. Bases 299 to 1990 code for a protein of 563 amino acids. NCBI's taxonomy places the organism in Eukaryota, Fungi, Ascomycota, Sordariomycetes, Hypocreales, Bionectriaceae. The transcript is spliced from 4 exons. Gene Ontology annotation, biological process: positive regulation of G2/MI transition of meiotic cell cycle; G2/M transition of mitotic cell cycle; positive regulation of G2/M transition of mitotic cell cycle. The record is from RefSeq and is a predicted model, not a curated record.